This is a messenger RNA of Ostrea edulis (European flat oyster), 3315 nucleotides long. RefSeq lists its product as uncharacterized. The transcript has 15 exons. The coding region runs from base 119 to 2311 and encodes 730 amino acids. Gene Ontology annotation, molecular function: protein binding. The record is from RefSeq and is a predicted model, not a curated record. Lineage: Eukaryota; Metazoa; Mollusca; Bivalvia; Ostreida; Ostreidae.
CAUGUUUCAAAUUCCGACAGUGCGAGCGAUACCGCGAUUGUUUUUUUCUGUGUUAAAACUGUGAAAACAUUUAUCUGUUGUGAUUAUAAGUAUCAACUAUUGUGAGUUAUUGUGAAACAUGGAUAGGGAAAUAUUACGUCAUCAUUGCCUAUGGCAGAAAAGCUGGACCGGUCCAUCGCCGUUAACGACGUCUCCUUGGAGUUUAUCCCCGCGAAGUUCCACCACCUCUCAUGCUCCGGGUUCUUACAGGCUGUCCAAAACCCCUAAACAGGUUAACAACAAUAUCAAACCUGCAAUCCGCCGUUGGAAAAGCGUUCCUUCUGAAAUUGGUCAAAGCCAGACAUAUGAGAGCGAGGUCCUUACAAUAGCGGAAAUUCUGGACAACAGACGGCAGCAGAGGAGAUACAGACGGAAACCAUGGACCGAAAAAGUGACCAUCAAACACAACACACACAAGUACAACAAAGAAUUUUACUACGGAAACUUUCUCCCGAGUGAUAUAACUGAUGCAAAACGCAGAACAAGAAAAUUUGUCACCAACUCCAAGUAUGGAGACAUUUAUGAAGUGAGAUACGAUGUUGACAAGAAGACCAAGAAAGAGCCUCAGCCUUUUUCUCGCUGGCUCUGGGAAAAAGAAUACAAUGUGUGGUUAACAGACAAAGACCGCAUCGGCAAUAACCCUGGUCAUACCUCGCAGCUGGAAAGGACGACUCCCGUCAGGAGUAAAACCCCCACCACCACCAGCAGUACGCAGUCCAAGAGCAGGACCGAUUCUUAUUCUAAAUCUGUCACAUCCAGUCGGAAUCUAAGAUCCUCCCAAAAAACCGCACCAAAUCCGGAUUUGUAUGCAAGCUAUCAUUCUCAUCGUCUGCAACAACGCCGACGUCAUGACGCAGCCUGCCUGAUCCAGGCCGUGUACCGGGGCUGGUUCGUCAGACGCUUCGUGCAGAACCUCAAACGAAAGAUUCGUCUGGAACACCUCUCCUCCUGGGAAAAGUUUGUGAAUGAAUACAAAGACCUGAUAAAACGGGUUCAAGAACGGUAUGGCAUUAGGAAGCCACAUUGUGCUGUGGAUCUGAAGGAGAUGCAAGCCUUCCUCGACAGCAAACUAAGGUAUGAGCAGACUUUCAGGAGACUUGCAUUUGGUGACCGUCUCCUGAAGGAAGAGUUACCGCAAUUCUUCACAGAAUGUGAUCUCCAUCCCACUGAACGCGAGAUUCAACAGGCAUUCGAAAAAGUUUUCAAAGGUGGAAAUAAUACGGCGGAGGUUAUGUUUUUGCUUGAUUGUUCCACGAGCGUUACCCCAAUGUGUUUUCACCACUUGACCCAGUUUGUGAAGAGUGUGGUCGAAUCGUUUACCAUCGGUCCCGACAAUGUCCGAGUUGGCGUAAUUCCAUACAGUGAUGACGUAUAUCAAACGUUCGGAAUCAACAGAUACAACCUGACUCACCAAAUCUGUGCAGCGAUUGACAACAUCAAUCACAGAGAGGGGUUAACAAGGACAGAUCUUGCCUUAAAAGAGAUGAAGAAAAUGUUCAUGUGUGCCAGACCAGGUGUUCAGAAAAUAGGUAUCGUAAUCACCGACGGAAAAUCCUCUUCUCCCGAGAGAACUUUACAGACCGCACGCCAUGUUCGAGAGGAUAAUGUCAACAUACUCACCAUUGGCGUUGGGAGUCAGGUGGACUUGGGGGAACUGAGACACAUUGCGUCAUCCGAGAGCAACGUGUACAGCGUGUACGAUUAUAGCUGUAUACACAGACUGACUGACGUUAUAGCCAGAAGAACGUGCCUAGCUGCUUGUGUUUUGUGCCAAACUAUUCUUCCUCGUAUACGAGAUAGCGGACUGUUUUUACGAGAGGUUUUGGAACUUGUAUGGACUCUGUAUCUGCCCAUUGGAUGUGAAAUUUCUUGGUAUACAGAAAUCGAAUAUGACGAUAAAGAAUCCCUCCAUAAGUUUGGUGAAAACUGUCGGCCGUUGGAGCGACGGGAAGUCAUGGAAGUUCUCUGGACAACCUAUCCCCCGGCGGCCACUAAACUUAAUGUCCGGUCAUCUCGCUGGGUACGCCCAAUGUCAAAAGGCACUGAAGCCUGGACUUUACUUGAUGAAAAAGUCAAGAAGUCAACAGACAUCAACACUUGCCUAAGAUUUGUGAUCCAAACCAAAAUAGAGCGAGAGGGAUUUAUAACUCUCCCCUCCAAUGUCCGAGAGGGGGUGGAGCAGGUGUCGGACCCUGAUAUCGCCCUGGACAGAGUCAAUAAAUGGAUAGCACAAAAACAAAAAGAGGGGGAGACAUUUAAAGGAUUAAACUGAGAGUUACAGGAUACACAUGUAUAAACAUUAUGUACCAGUCUUGUUUGUAUAUAGACACCUUAUUUCAUCAUGUUACACAGCUAAUAAUCAAGUUGUAAACCUUUCUGUGAUAACUCUGGUCUCCAUCUUCACCAUGUUGGUAAUACACCUACAUAUUUCAUCUUCACCAUGUUGGUAAUACAUCUACAUAUUUUCAAAUGUUUUUAAGACACAGAUUUCUCUUCAUGAAUAAAACCUGCAAAAACUUUUAACAAUUAAGAUUUUGUACCAAAAUGAUAUUUAUAUACUGAAAAGUUUGUACAUAAAACACUAGCUAUUGAUUUUCACACAGCAUACAUAUACGUAGAGCUUCAAUCACUGGCUGAGUUUAAUAAUUUUAAAUAUAACGUAGAGCUUCAAUCACUGGCUAAGUUUAAUAAUUUUAAAUAUAGUGUAAGGUAAAAUCAUGAACACAGCUUUCAAGUGGUUGUUGUCAGUGUUACUCCAAUUCUUGCUAUAAAAAAAAUAUGGCAAAAUAUCCCUGAUCAACCAGAGGACUCCAUCCUGAUGAUCCGUAAUGUCAUGGUAGGCACUUGACAAUAUCGUGACAGUCCAAAUAAGUUGAGCAUCAUAUUUCCUGAUGCAUACUCCAGCAUGAAUUUGGUUUCAUUAAUUAAAUCCAAUGCUAUUUGAUCACUUCAACACUGCAGACACAAAUUCUUGCACAAAUUUAAAGAAUUCCAUUUCCGGUGAUGACAUGAGAGCUGUCUGGGAUAUCGAGCGACCCAGAAUGUUAGGGGUGGCGGCCAUCUUUGGGCUGGUUUGUCGAUGGGUGGAGCCUGGGGAGGGGGAUGUGGGGGCUCCGCGCUUUAAGUACCGCUGGAGUUCCAUUAGAAAGUAGUUCUGUGGAGAAGCAUAUCAUAUAACGAGUCAUAUCUCAAUGCUUACCACAUCUAUCAAGAUCUAUGUUACCAUCUAUUGUAUUUAAAUGUUAAAAAAAUAAAUAUUAAAUACUUCUUUCUUCA